AUGGAGUACCACGCCGUCCCUCCAGAGGAGCGCGCCAGAGAUGAGCAGGGUAACCUUUUGCCCUGGGGUUACGUUUACAAAGAUGAAUCUCGCAACCCCCGCCGACCAGCAGAGGAAUCAGGACCGUUCGGCAAGAGGAGAAAUGCCCGCUACGAACAUGCUCGAUCCCGCACACGAACAGGCACACCAGCCAAGCGCGAGAACCCCAAUGUCGCCGAAUUCGGCCGCCUAUUCGCCCAAAGAGCUGACGACGAGAAGAUCAGCGGCCUCCCCAAAUCAAACUCAUCCUCCAGCCUCGACAAUCCACGCAAGCAAACAGAAAGGGUUGCGACCGAGUGUAUCCUCUACGGAUACAAGGCCAAGGACGUGGAGUGGAAGGUCAUCGACAAGUACGAGCGCAUCUCCCAGGGCAUGAUCUGCGAAGACUACCCACGCAGCGACCCCAGCUCCACAUCCCAAUAUGCACAGCUGUUGAGCGGCGGCGACGUCGUCAUCCGCGCCAACCUCUCCGCGGAUGCGAACCGCAAAUCCAAGCGCUAUGCCGGCGGCUACCAUUGGGUCAAGGUCACAUUCGACUGCUCGCAGGCUGCCGAUCGCGCCUGCUUUUACUCCCCGCAGGAGGUCGACGGUCACCUUGUUUUCUGCGAGCUGUACCACGGCCACGGCCCUUCAGAAGAUGUAGCCAUCCCCGCAGACCAAGCACCACGAACCCGUGCGCCGCGCACUCUCACCUCCACACAAUCAACCUCCUUCCUGUCCAGCAUGGACCAAGACCGCAUCACACUGCCCCGUUCUUUCGCCAUGAAUAACCUCUCCAGUGUCGUGGAUGCUCCCGAACCAGACGAGUCCGGGUCCUUCGAGUCCUUCGAGUCAUCUACUGCUACUUUUACCUCUGGUACUGUCACAGGGUCAAGCGUUACUGCGACAGGCAUCUCGACAAGCCUCCUGGACCGCAGCUCAUCGCUUACCCAGCGCAAUAUCCCCGUCCCCGUGCUAGAGCCCAAGCCGGAAUCCGAAUUCAUGACACACAUCCCUACCGUCCGACGCACAAAGCUCCGCCCCCUCGCCGAAGCCCUCCCUCCCCAACCCACAGUCACCGAACGUGUACUACGAUCUAUUCCCAUUCUGAGCUGGUUCACUGGUGAUAUCGUGGGUGAUGGCCCGCAGUUCAGCGACGACGGCGCCUUUGAUUAUGACAAGUCGAACUCGUACUGGCGGUUCUGGUACAUGGUGGAUAAGGUUCUUGGAACCGAUAUCUGUGGACUGAAAGAGGAAUCUUAG
This is a messenger RNA of Penicillium verhagenii, 1281 nucleotides long. RefSeq lists its product as uncharacterized. The record is from RefSeq and is a predicted model, not a curated record. Bases 1 to 1281 code for a protein of 426 amino acids. The transcript is spliced from 2 exons. Lineage: Eukaryota; Fungi; Ascomycota; Eurotiomycetes; Eurotiales; Aspergillaceae.